This is a messenger RNA of Diabrotica virgifera virgifera (western corn rootworm), 944 nucleotides long. Its product is annotated as SUN domain-containing protein 1-like. The transcript has a single exon. The record is from RefSeq and is a predicted model, not a curated record. The coding region runs from base 61 to 891 and encodes 276 amino acids. Gene Ontology annotation, biological process: nuclear envelope organization. Gene Ontology annotation, molecular function: protein-membrane adaptor activity. Gene Ontology annotation, cellular component: nuclear envelope; meiotic nuclear membrane microtubule tethering complex. NCBI's taxonomy places the organism in Eukaryota, Metazoa, Arthropoda, Insecta, Coleoptera, Chrysomelidae.
CGUAAAAAUCAAAAUGUCAAUUAUUUUACAGUAAUUAUCAAAAACUAAAAUUAACAACAAAUGUUCAACUCCCGGGGAGUUUGCAGUACACCAAGAGCCAGGCCAAAUAAUUGGUUAAAGUACGUAUUGGGUCUCUGUUUACUCGUUUCAUUGUACAUUAUAAUUGUUUUAAUACACAACGCACAGCAGAUACGAAACUUAUCAGAAGAAGUUGCCGUUUUAAAGCACGAAAUAGACAACAUUUUUGACGAAAAUCGAAUCUAUGCAAUCGAAGAUACCUUGAACAGCGUUAAAAGACACCAAGAGUAUCUAGAAAGAAACGUAAAAUCUUUCAUAAAUGAAGAGUUGGAGACUUUCGGUGCUGACAAAACUGGACAGGUCGAUUUUGCUUUGGAAGCAUCAGGUGGGAAAAUAGUCAAGUUGUCUCCUGAUACGCAAAACUUCAAUUUGGCAACAACAGUAUUUGGCAUACCCGUGUGUGAAGGAUCUCAUAGUCCUAGAGCCAUGUUGCAAGCUGAUAUGUCACCUGGUCACUGUUGGGCCAUUAAAGGAUCUUAUGGGGGUGCUGUGGUGAAGCUGAUAGGAAAAGUACACAUAACUGCAUUUACCCUUGAACACAUUUCUAGACAUAUGUCUCCUACUAAUGAAGUAACGUCAGCUCCUAGAGAUUUUGAGGUCUGGGGUCUCAAUGAUGAUCUGGUCAGAGAGGAGUAUCUCGGUCGAUUUAGUUACGAGUUAAAUGGCCAACUGUUUCAAACUUUUCCUGUAGACAGCUCCAAUAAUUACGAAUAUGUGGAGUUUAUUAUAUUGACCAAUCACUACCAUCCGGUUUUUACUUGUAUAUACAGAUUUAGAGUGCAUGGUAUUCUGAAGGUAAACAUGAAAAAUUAAGCGUCUUUUGUAUUAUAUUUACAUUCUACUUUAUAAUUAUAGUUUUAAUUUUA